AUGAAUGGAUUUACUUUGACUCCAAGCGUACCAAUACGGAUAAAAGAUAACCCAAUUCAACUGGAUUCCCUACACAUGGGCCAUGAAGUUGUAUUAGUCAAAAAUGGCCAACGAGCAUGUGGGUCCGGGUGCACUCUAGGUAGUGCACCAUUGGUACAGAAUAAGGCCUACUUUGAAGUGAAAUUGCAGCAGGGUGGAGUGUGGGCUGUAGGCCUUGCUACCAGGGACACAGAUCUAAACAGAGUUCAUGGUGGAAUGGAUAAAGAGUCAUGGUGUCUUAACAGUGACGGUACUGUGCGACAUGACAGUGUGGAACUCUAUCAUUUAAGGCCUGCCUCAAGUGAAUCUCCAACUACUGAACUUUUAGUGACUACGGAAUCACCACACCGCAAUGAAAGUGAACAGCCAGAAAGUGAAAAAGGGACAGAGAGUAUAGUUGCAGCUAUGCCAGUAGAGGGAGAUAUAAUAGGAAUUGCAUUUGACCAUGUAGAGAUGAAUUUCUUCCUAAAUGGCAAGAAUAUGGAGAUACCAAUUAGGAAUAUUAAAGGAACUGUGUAUCCUGCACUUUAUGUUGAUGAUGGUGCAAUAUUGGAUAUCAUUCUUGAUAACUUCCGAUAUCCACCACCUAGCGGUUAUGAGAAGAUAAUGGUUGAACAAUCCCUACUG
This is a messenger RNA of Iphiclides podalirius (scarce swallowtail), 666 nucleotides long. Lineage: Eukaryota; Metazoa; Arthropoda; Insecta; Lepidoptera; Papilionidae. The record is from the annotation of a GenBank genome assembly.